UCAGGGUAUCCAUACGUCCACCUAAAAUAUACCAAGCUUGCUUCUUCUCUUCCGACCUCAACCCCCCGUGCACCCCGUAAACCCGACCUUUUGUCUAAUAUUUAAGCUUCUUCUACAUCAUGGCCUCGUUUAGCCCCACCCAGAUUGCCUUCGUCGGCGCCAUUGCCGUUGGCGACCUCGUCAAGAGCACACUUGGUCCCAAGGGCAUGGACAAGAUCCUCCAGUCUGCCUCGACCGGUGAGAUUCUAGUAACGAACGACGGUGCUACUAUCCUCAAGUCUAUCGCUCUCGACAACGCCGCCGCCAAGGUCCUCGUAAACAUCUCCAAGGUCCAGGACGACGAAGUCGGUGAUGGCACCACCUCUGUUGCCGUCCUUGCCGCCGAGCUCUUGCGCGAGGCCGAGAAGCUUGUCGACAAGAAGAUCCACCCCCAGACCAUCAUCGAGGGUUACCGGUUAGCUAGCCAGGCUGCGCUCAAGGCCCUCGAGGCUUCUGCCGUUGACCACAGCAGCAACCCCGAGGCGUUCAGGAAAGACCUUGUCGCCAUCGCGCGCACAACACUCAGCUCCAAGAUUCUUGCGCAAGACAGAGACCACUUCGCCGAGCUCGCGACCGAGGCCAUUUUGCGCCUGAAGGGUUCCGCCGACCUUAGUCACAUUCAGAUCAUCAAGAAGUCCGGCGGCAAGCUCAGCGAAUCAUACCUCGACGAUGGCUUCAUCCUCGACAAGAAGAUCGGUGUCAACCAGCCCAAGCGCCUUGAGAAGGCCAAGAUCCUCAUCGCCAACACAUCGAUGGAUACCGACAAGGUCAAGAUCUUUGGUGCGCGUGUCAAGGUCAGCUCUACCAGCAAGCUCGCUGAGCUCGAGAAGGCCGAGAAGGACAAGAUGAAGGCCAAGGUGGAGAAGAUCAAGGCGCACGGCAUCAACUGCUUUAUCAACAGGCAGCUGAUUUACAACUGGCCCGAGCAGCUGUUCACCGAUGCCGGCAUCAUGUCGAUUGAGCACGCCGAUUUCGACGGCAUUGAGCGCCUUGCCCUCGUCACCGGUGGUGAGAUCGCUUCUACCUUCGACCACCCGGAGCAGGUCAAGCUUGGAUACUGCGACGUCAUCGAGGAGGUUAUUAUUGGCGAGGAUACCCUUAUCAGAUUCUCUGGCACCGCUGCCGGCCAGGCCUGCACUGUCGUUCUCCGUGGUGCUACCGAUCAGUUGCUCGACGAAGCCGAGAGGUCUCUGCACGACGCUCUCGCCGUUCUUUCACAGACCGUUAAGGAGCCCAGGACAACAUUGGGUGGUGGAUGCGCCGAGAUGGUUAUGGCCAAGGCUGUUGAGGGUGCUGCUACUCGGGUUGAGGGCAAGAAGCAGACCGCCGUGUCUGCUUUCGCCACUGCGCUCAGGCAACUGCCUACCAUCCUGGCGGACAACGCUGGUCUUGACUCUGGAGACCUUGUUGCCCGGUUGCGCAAGGCUAUCUACGACGGUCUGAACACCUAUGGUUUGGAUCUCAUGACACCAGGAGGCGGUAUUACCGAUAUGAGGGACUUGGGUGUCAUUGAAAGUUACAAGCUCAAGAAGGCUGUCGUCUCUUCGGCCAGUGAAGCCGCUGAGUUGCUUCUGCGUGUGGACGACAUAAUAAGAGCGGCCCCCAGGAGGCGGGAGAGGCACUAAACUCGUGCGAUCUGAUGCGCGAGAGGAGUAGUUGGAGAGCAGACUAUGUAAAUGACCUUGAGCAUAGCAGUGCUGAAUGCUUGAUGACACGCCA
Messenger RNA from Neurospora tetraspora, 1758 nucleotides. RefSeq names its product chaperonin Cpn60/TCP-1 family. The transcript has 6 exons. Gene Ontology annotation, biological process: protein folding. NCBI's taxonomy places the organism in Eukaryota, Fungi, Ascomycota, Sordariomycetes, Sordariales, Sordariaceae. The record is from RefSeq and is a predicted model, not a curated record. Gene Ontology annotation, molecular function: ATP hydrolysis activity; ATP binding; ATP-dependent protein folding chaperone. Bases 120 to 1664 code for a protein of 514 amino acids. Gene Ontology annotation, cellular component: cytosol; chaperonin-containing T-complex.